Messenger RNA from Theobroma cacao (cacao), 387 nucleotides. The record is from RefSeq and is a predicted model, not a curated record. NCBI's taxonomy places the organism in Eukaryota, Viridiplantae, Streptophyta, Magnoliopsida, Malvales, Malvaceae.
AUGCUAUAUGAUAUUUGUCCUUGCUUCCAGAAAGAUGCAGUUCGCACCUCUAUUUUAUCAAGUAGGUGGAGGUUUCUUUUUUCUUCAGUUUCUACUCUUGAUUUUUCUCAUGAAGCACACCUUUUAAAUGGUGUAGACUUUGUCGAUGAUGAUCCAAGAUUGAAUUUACUUCAUCGUGGUGAUAUCUCAUAUCAACCUUUUCAUGUUGCCAUUAAUGCCCUAAGUCUUGUCUACUUCAAAUACUCUGGUAUUCUAUUAAACAACUAUUCAUUAGUAAACCUAAAUUCUCUUGUCAAGGCUGAUAUAAGUGAUAUAGGGUAUGGAUUUUCAAAUGUGGUCAACGUUGAAGCUGUAACUAAUUUGUUUAAUGGAAUUAGUAAUGUUUGA